Messenger RNA from Artibeus jamaicensis (Jamaican fruit-eating bat), 2581 nucleotides. It is a transcript of the gene NPTX2, whose product is annotated as neuronal pentraxin 2. The transcript is spliced from 5 exons. The record is from RefSeq and is a predicted model, not a curated record. The coding region runs from base 165 to 1460 and encodes 431 amino acids. NCBI's taxonomy places the organism in Eukaryota, Metazoa, Chordata, Mammalia, Chiroptera, Phyllostomidae.
GGCUGCGCCGCGGCGGGUAGUUCCGCGGUUCCCUGGGCUCCGGGUCCAGCUGCCUUCGAGAGCGGUUUCCGGACGCAGCCCGCGGAGGAGGCGCCCCAGCCGCGCGCCCCGACGGCGCCCGCUCGCCCACCCGCAGAUGCUGGAGUGAGCGCGGCGACGGCGGGAUGCUGGCGCUGCUGGCUGCCGGAGUGGCGCUCGCCGUGGCCGCCGCGGCUCAGGACGUCCCGACGCCUGGCAGCCGCUUCGUGUGCACGGCGCUGCCCCCGGAGGCGGCGCGGGCCGGCUGCCCGCUGCCCGCGAUGCCCAUGCAGGGCGGCGCGCUGAGCCCCGAGGAGGAGCUGCGGGCAGCGGUGCUGCAGCUACGCGAGACCGUCGUGCAGCAGAAGGAGACUCUGGGCGCCCAGCGCGAGGCCAUCCGCGAGCUCACGGGCAAGCUGGCGCGCUGCGAGGGGCUGGCGGGCGGCAAGGCGGCGGGCCGGGGCGCCGCGGGCAAGGACACCAUGGGCGAUCUGCCCCGGGACCCGGGCCAGGUGGUGGAGCAGCUCAGCCGCUCGCUGCAGACCCUCAAGGACCGUCUGGAGAGCCUCGAGCACCAGCUCCGAGCGAACGUGUCGAAUGCCGCGUUGCCCGGCGACUUUCGAGAGGUGCUCCAGCGGCGGCUGGGGGAGCUGGAGAGGCAGCUGCUGCGCAAGGUCGCAGAGCUGGAGGCCGAGAAGUCCCAGCUCCACAACGAGACCUCGGCUCACCGGCAGAAGACCGAGAGCGCCCUGAACGCGCUGCUACAGCGCGUGACUGAGCUGGAGAGAGGCAACAGUGCGUUCAAGUCACCCGAUGCGUUCAAAGUGUCCCUCCCACUCCGCACAAACUACCUGUAUGGCAAGAUCAAGAAGACACUGCCUGAACUGUAUGCCUUCACCAUCUGCCUGUGGCUGCGAUCCAGCGCCUCUCCCGGCAUCGGCACUCCGUUCUCUUACGCGGUGCCCGGGCAGGCCAACGAGAUAGUGCUGAUAGAGUGGGGUAACAACCCCAUCGAGCUGCUCAUCAAUGACAAGGUUGCCCAGCUCCCCCUGUUUGUCAGCGAUGGCAAGUGGCACCACAUCUGUGUCACCUGGACAACACGGGACGGCAUGUGGGAGGCCUUCCAGGACGGGGAGAAGCUCGGCACCGGGGAGAACCUGGCCCCCUGGCACCCCAUCAAGCCGGGAGGCGUGCUGAUCCUCGGGCAGGAGCAGGACACCAUCGGGGGCAGGUUUGAUGCUACACAGGCGUUUGUGGGAGAGCUCAGCCAGUUCAACAUAUGGGACCGCGUCCUCCGUGCCCAAGAGAUAGUCAACAUCGCCAACUGCUCCACCAACAUGCCGGGCAACAUCAUCCCGUGGGUGGACAACAAUGUCGACGUGUUUGGAGGGGCCUCCAAGUGGCCCGUGGAGACCUGCGAGGAGCGCCUCCUUGACUUGUAGCCGCCCUGCCCUGUGCCCAGGAGGCGGGGCUCUGCUCACCCCCUCAGCUAACUGUGUAUAAACCUCCCUCCCAAGGGCUGGGGCCCCCCAAGACUGAGGCUCUGUGGCAGCCUAUGUGACCGGCUUAUUCGUCCCCCACCGAGGUCUGGUCGUUUGGGGGGUAGGGCCAGAAUCCCUGGGGAAAAGCCCUGAGCCGCCGGGGUCCCACUAUCUGACCUCCUGCUGCGGGGAUUAUAGACCUUCAGGCCCUGCUCAGAACCCCUGUAAAUGCUAGUGCACCCCAGCCUGCCUGCCCCUCGGAUCCUUGGUGUGUCGUGUGUGCCUUCCGUCCGUCCCCUCUACAGCCUGUGCAGCCGUCCCUCGGGAGUGGCCAUGUCCCUUGUGCGUUGAGUAUUUCCUGCUGCCCACGGAGCUCGUAGCAAAGUGGCUGCUGCCCCCCAACCCCGCCCCCACGGUUCUUUCCUCCGAGGAACUCAAAAGCUCGAGGAGGGCAGGCCGCCCAGACAGUGCCCUGCCUGCUCCGAGGUGGAGGGGCCGCUGUGGCCCCAAAGAGGGCGCUGGGAGGGGGACCCCGAAUGGAGAAGGUCUGUGGCGGCCGCCCCUUCCCCUCUGUCACCUCCGUCAGACCAAUGCUUUGUCACAGAGUGCGGCUUCAAAAGGCCUCUCUUCUCCACUGGUGCCAAAAUUUCCAUUGCAGCUUUUACCGACCGCCUCUCCGUCUGGUUUGGGGAAUUUCUUUUUCCCAGCAGAAGAGAACAGCCAUUCGCAGGCUCCCGUGUUUGAUGUCUCACCUCACUGUGCGGGGUUUGCUGGUUUUAAUUCUCGUUGGUUCCCGUGAGCAUCUGACUGUCCCAAGCAUUUCCCCCAGAACUGGCGCAGGAAGUGGGUGUCAUCGGGCCGAUACUUGCUUGGUGACUGCGGGCUGCUUAAUGUAUCGGACAGCCAUAGCAGUGAUUCUUUUAAAGUGAUCGAGUGGGGAAAUUUGUAAAGCUAAAUAUUAUAUAUUUUAUUUUUCAUACAUGUUUGAGGUGCAAACCUGUGGCAGUUCCAUUUGCAGGACACGCUGACAUGCCCAUCCGACACCGUGACAGCCAGGACCUCCUCUGAGGCUGGCAUUCUGA